Molecule: messenger RNA, 1710 nt
Organism: Pseudocercospora fijiensis CIRAD86
Lineage: Eukaryota; Fungi; Ascomycota; Dothideomycetes; Mycosphaerellales; Mycosphaerellaceae
Exons: 2
Coding region: 1-1710 (569 amino acids)
Source: RefSeq, a predicted model, not a curated record
AUGUCUUCUCAGCAUGCAUACACGAGAUCUCGCGAGCCAUCUCGUCGAGUUCAUGCCCUCCCAAAUGAUGACAUCUGGACCGAGGCGCGAUGCAACCGGCUGCUGAGGAGCAUAACCUCUAGGCUCGAGGCUCUACGCAACAUUAUACAACCCGACGUCAAGAAGUGGUGCCAACAGCGCCGCCCGUGUCAUGUCUCUCGCCCAAAAGCCGAACAUUGGUCGACGAUCGAUCCUGCAUGGCUGCCAGACGCCAAAGCAAAAGCUCACCAGCAAACGUCGUAUGCGGGGAAGACGAAAGCCAUCAAGCGAUUCAAAGCCGGUGUUGAGGACGAGAGAAGAAUCUCCAAGACCUUGUUGACUGUGCCGAGUCCUUUCGUGCAAAGACUGAUGCAGGCUAACGUCGACGACGCAAGCCGCAGCCGCACAACCAUCACGAAUCGCGACCAGACGCCUUUCAAUGCCGGCUCGGAAAAAGCUGUGUGCCCGAAGCGACGUCGUUCGAGGCAGCUACCGCUCAAGCCAUGUUCAGCGCGAGCAGGCGCCGAGGUGGCACUGAUGGCAGCUUGGGAGCAUGUACUUCAGAGCACCAAAAGCGAGUCGCGCAACCGAAGCUUGGGCGCUCGCUCUCUGCUGUCCACUUGCCUUCGCCAAGUACCCAAUUACAUCGCAAUCGACGAGCAAUACAAGGACGAUGAGGGCGACGACCAAAAAUCCUCUGAUGUGCUUGGUGUGCUCGAGGAAACGAUGAGCAGUUCGCAUGGAGCCGGAUGGUUAGGCCUGCGAGUAGUCGUCCGUGCCCAAUGCGUCUCACAGAUAUGCCAAGCUGUGUCCGAUGGCCUGCUCUCGGACGGCAUUAUUGAUCAACUGGUCGAUAUUUGCUGCAAGUGCGAUGCUAUGCCUGAGGCCGAAGAGAUCUCUCGGGCAUGUCUCUCGAGACUGCCGCAUUGGAACGCAGCUCGGGUUUGGAAAUUUUGUGAUGGCCCUCUUGCAGCUACUAUGACCGAACGACUUCUGAGUCAAUAUUCGCAAAAGAGUCCCACAAUUCUUGCAGAAAUGAUUCGCAUGCCAGAGAUCCUGAGAAUGGUUCUGGCAUCCACGUGGACGAUUGAAGAUUUGAGUCCUGGCACAGCGAGCUUGCUCCCACAUUGGACUACCCUAGAUCUUCAAGCGAUCGACCAGCAAGAGAUCACAGCAGCGCAAUCGAAAGCCUUGUCAAAAGGAACAUUGGACAUGUAUUCGAAGCUAUGCGCAAUGACCUUGGCGGGCUCCAUGGUCUCAGAAGGUCCCGAUUCACGGGUAUUGCAUAGGUUGGCACAUGAGGCUGCGCUCGGUGAAGGCGGCAAAUCAUAUUGUCACCUGCUCCACCACCCUGUGGCGCACGCCUGUCUUAUUCAAGAAGCUUUGUCCUUCACUACGCCCUCGGGCCUGACCCCAUUCAUGGACAGCAUCCGGACGGUCAACGAUCACAGAUGGGACCGGAAAUGGAGAGAUGCUUCAAAUACCUUCACAGCGGCGCUUGCGGAAGAUCUGGCCGCACUCAGUGAUCAAACUCGACAGCCUCUAGUAGGCCUGCUCAUUGACCGGAUUUAUGAAAGUUUGGAAAGUGAAGCAAUGCCAGCUUUGUUGUUCCAGUCGUUGCAAGACCUAGCAUCACGAGCCGUACACGCCCUUUCGCCACGACUGGAGCAGUUUGAAGCACGCCCCACCUGA